AUGGAGUGGCCAACGCCUGCUCGUGUACCCAAACAAAAAAAGCGGCAAACGCCCUUGACCUUUGGAACGAUUAUGCCUACACAACAGCGACUGUGGAUCUACAUUGAAGGGACACGUCGUGCUACGAAGGUUCCUGAUGAGUUGUUAUCGUGCUCCGACUUGGAUCUUCUCGCGCUCAAGCUCUGUCAAACGUUCACCGCGCUCAAAAACACCGAUCCGCUGCAACUCGAAUUCCUUUUCGAUGGGCGAUCUCUUCCUGGAGACACCGAGCUUUUGAAACUCAUCACGACUGCCAAGGCACCCCUCGUCAUUCGCUAUCCGUUGUCAGACCGCACGCUCCGUUUACGCAUCAAUCUGGCACAGAAGUGGUUCAAAAUGGACUUCCCGCACGAAACCGGGCUUUGGGACACCAUAAACAAAGAAAUUUCUGAUAGGUGGUCUAGCAUUAUUGGAGCUAGCAGGAUCUACCUCACUGAAAACGUCAAAUUGGCGAGCGACAAAGUGGAAAUUAUUAAUGAUUCUGGGCUUCUCGCGUAUCUCAAAACAAAUGAUGGAAAAAACGAAUUCAGUUUCUCCGUCCAAAUGAGAGAUAAAAAGCCAUUUAGUGACUGGAGUUGGGUGGAUAUUCAAGGGCUUAUGAAGGUUGGAUGGUCAUCUUACACCGAUGCACCUGAUAUGUCGUUGGACGAACUCCCACAAGUAGAUUUGAGUACUCAGGAGAUUAAGUUAAUGCUUGAUGAACUCAAGAAAAACAAGGCCGCAUUCAAACAUGUCAUGAGAAAUGAAAUGACCUGCAGAGAAUUUAUAUCUCCCUUUCUAACUGCAGCCGUCAGACAUCUUCAAAGUGAAGAAGGAAACCUUCAACUUAAUGCUGAAGACGAACUUAAUGGAACUCGUGCCUAUGGUUCUGUGGAUUAUACGAUCUUAUCAGAAGGGUUAAUCGUUUGUGUCACAGUGGUGAAAAAGGAAGAAACUUUUGAGAAGGGGAUGGCGCAGAAUAUAGCACAAAUGCAUACUGCCGUGGAGAAACUAGGAAAACGCAAGGCAGAUGUGUUGGGUCCACUUUUAGAAUCGGAAUCGGAGUCGCUAUCAUCAAUGGCGCAAGAUGAAGUGCCAAUUCUUAUGUACGGUAUUGUAUCCAAUGCAUCAAGAUGGCGGUUCCUUCAAUGGGCGGGACCUGAAGCGGAUCCUACCUUGCAAAUCUCUACCGAGUUUACGUGUAAAUUCGAUGACCCAAAUGUCGAUGGAGCAGAGCAGAUGCUGAAGCACAUCGCAUCCAUUAUCAAGAGUCAAAUUGGUGUUGUUAAAGAUCCUACCAAAUCCAGACGCGUUAAGAGAUUCAAACGCCAAUGA
Messenger RNA from Paraglomus occultum, 1353 nucleotides. The record is from the annotation of a GenBank genome assembly. NCBI's taxonomy places the organism in Eukaryota, Fungi, Glomeromycota, Glomeromycetes, Paraglomerales, Paraglomeraceae.